Molecule: messenger RNA, 1200 nt
Organism: Bombyx mandarina (wild silkworm)
Lineage: Eukaryota; Metazoa; Arthropoda; Insecta; Lepidoptera; Bombycidae
Source: RefSeq, a predicted model, not a curated record
GAAUUAAGAAAUUUUCCAACACUUCAGACUUUGUAAAGUAAAAGAGCCACACUACGAUACGUCGAGACGACGAACGCAAUUUAUAAAUACGAGGAAGUUUAGAUAUGUCACAAAAAAUUGUAACAGUGAAGUGAGCGCACAAUAUUUGUUUGUUCGAAUUGCGGAAAUGAAUAUUCUUGGGUAUUUAAUAGCUGUGGCGCAUAUGCAGGCUCUCAAUGGAUCUCGCGGGCCUUACGAAGACAUACUAACCAAUAUAGGAACACUUGAUUCACUUGCACAUCAAAUACGUGAACAAAACUUGCUGUCAUUGGAGGGUUUCAAGAGCAGCGGAUUUAGUAGGAACGGUAACAAAGGAUAUUAUUUAUCAAGGAACUUACGAGAUUACAUUUAUUACAAAGUCGGAAAUCCUACAGAUGAAGGCGUUUUUCUGACUAUUCUCUACAAAGAUCAGGAUACUAAUAAAAAUGUUCCUGCGCUAUUUGUAUCUAAAGUCGAUGUUAAUGACGAGAUCCGAGAGGCAAUAAACGAUUACGUUAAUAAACUGUAGAACUUUGGCCCGACUCAUAUUUUGUACGAAUGCUUAAUUUAAUUGGCAAAAGGAACUGUUUCCAAAAUAUUUUCUAUUAGCUUUACUUUUUCUUUGUUUAGUUUUUUCAAUUUUCGAAUUUCGAUUUCGAAUACGAGACGGUUUCGUUUUGUCGCAUACAUAUUAUGCUGAAUAAUUUUAAAUAUAAAAUUUGAGUUCCCAUCUGUAUUCGUAAAAGACACUGGCAGCACCGCAAUACUGAGAAAUUUGAAAAUUUCACGUUUUUAUUCCAAAAUUUGGAAAAACUACAUAUUCAAUAAAUGUUUUACUUUGCGAUUGCCUCUAUGGUCCAGCAAUUCUUACAUCCGGAUUAGAAUCUUUGUCUUUAUUUAGCAAUUCCAAUUGUUCUUAUCUCGCACCCUUAAUACCAAAAAGAUCUAGCUGGGACACAAAGUUUUAAAUCUCAAAAAUGUAUUUUUCAAAUGUGUUGCAAUUUUUUAGAACACUUUUUAAAUAAUAUCGUUCAAAUUUCUUCAAAGUCACUAAUAAAAAAAUAUAUUUUAGUCAUAUUGUAUUGUAUUUUAAGUAUUAAUUAUAUUAUAAGACAGAUGUGUCGGCUUAUAUUCGAUAUUAUUUUACUUAUGAGCAUUAUUCUAAAAGAGAUAAUAAACUUG